GUGCGGGAUUCCGGGGCCGAGAGAGGGUGGCGGAGCCGGGACCUCGCGUGAUUCUCGGAACCCGAGGAGAAGCGGCGUCUGUGGCUAUGGCUGUAACUCUCGACAAAGACGCUUAUUAUCGACGAGUGAAGAGACUGUACGGCAAUUGGAGGAAAGGAGAAGAUGAGUAUGCCAAUGUUGAUGCCAUUGUUGUAUCAGUGGGUGUUGAUGAAGAAAUUGUUUAUGCCAAAUCAACUGCCUUACAGACAUGGCUCUUUGGUUAUGAACUAACUGAUACUAUCAUGGUAUUCUGUGAUGACAAAAUCAUCUUUAUGGCCAGCAAGAAAAAAGUGGAGUUCUUGAAACAGAUUGCCAACACUAAGGGCAAUGAGAAUGCUAACGGAGCCCCUGCCAUCACACUACUCGUACGAGAAAAGAAUGAAAGUAACAAGGGCAGCUUUGACAAAAUGAUUGAAGCCAUUAAAGAAAGCAAGAAUGGCAAGAAGAUUGGAGUGUUCAGCAAAGACAAAUUUCCAGGAGAGUUCAUGAAGAGCUGGAAUGACUGCCUCAACAAAGAGGGCUUUGACAAAAUAGACAUCAGUGCAGUUGUGGCCUAUCCCAUUGCUGUAAAGGAGGAUGGAGAGCUCAAUCUAAUGAAAAAAGCAGCUAGCAUCACCUCUGAGGUCUUCAACAAAUUCUUCAAGGAAAGAGUCAUGGAAAUAGUUGAUGCAGAUGAGAAAGUUCGACACAGCAAACUGGCUGAGUCUGUGGAAAAGGCCAUAGAAGAGAAAAAAUACCUAGCUGGGGCAGACCCUUCUACUGUGGAAAUGUGUUACCCUCCUAUCAUUCAGAGUGGUGGCAACUAUAACCUCAAGUUCAGUGUAGUGAGUGACAAGAAUCAUAUGCAUUUUGGGGCCAUUACCUGUGCCAUGGGUAUUCGCUUCAAAUCUUACUGCUCAAACCUUGUUCGCACUUUGAUGGUUGAUCCUUCUCAGGAGGUUCAAGAAAAUUACAACUUUUUGCUUCAGCUGCAAGAGGAGCUGCUAAAGGAACUAAGACAUGGUGUGAAGAUAUGUGAUGUAUAUAAUGCUGUCAUGGAUGUGGUUAAAAAGCAGAAGCCAGAGCUGCUGAACAAAAUUACCAAAAACCUAGGGUUUGGAAUGGGCAUUGAAUUCCGUGAAGGUUCUUUAGUAAUUAAUAGUAAAAAUCAGUACAAACUAAAGAAAGGGAUGGUUUUCAGCAUCAAUUUGGGAUUCUCAGAUUUGACUAACAAGGAAGGGAAGAAACCAGAAGAGAAAACCUAUGCCCUGUUCAUUGGAGACACAGUGCUUGUGGAUGAGGAUGGCCCAGCUACCGUUCUCACUUCUGUGAAGAAGAAAGUGAAGAACGUAGGGAUUUUUCUAAAGAAUGAAGAUGAGGAAGAAGAGGAAGAGGAGAAAGAUGAAGCUGAGGACCUGUUGGGAAGAGGUUCCAGAGCAGCUUUACUUACGGAAAGAACACGAAAUGAGAUGACUGCAGAAGAGAAGCGAAGAGCCCAUCAAAAAGAACUGGCAGCUCAACUCAAUGAGGAAGCAAAGAGGCGAUUAACUGAACAAAAAGGGGAACAGCAGAUUCAGAAAGCUCGUAAAUCUAAUGUGUCCUAUAAAAACCCAUCUUUGAUGCCUAAGGAACCACACAUUCGGGAAAUGAAGAUCUAUAUUGAUAAAAAAUACGAGACUGUAAUAAUGCCUGUGUUUGGCAUUGCGACACCUUUUCACAUUGCCACAAUCAAGAAUAUAAGUAUGUCUGUGGAAGGAGAUUAUACUUACUUGCGAAUCAACUUCUAUUGCCCAGGCAGUGCUCUGGGCAGGAAUGAGGGCAACAUCUUUCCCAACCCAGAAGCCACUUUUGUCAAGGAAAUUACAUACCGAGCUUCAAAUAUGAAGGCACCUGGAGAACAGACAGUUCCAGCCUUGAACCUUCAGAAUGCUUUCCGAAUUAUAAAAGAAGUGCAGAAGCGUUAUAAGACUCGAGAAGCGGAAGAGAAAGAGAAGGAGGGCAUUGUGAAACAAGAUUCACUGGUGAUCAAUCUAAACCGGAGUAAUCCCAAACUGAAAGAUCUGUACAUUCGCCCAAACAUUGCCCAAAAGAGGAUGCAAGGCUCACUGGAGGCCCAUGUCAAUGGUUUUCGCUUCACGUCUGUCCGAGGAGACAAAGUGGAUAUUUUGUACAAUAACAUCAAGCAUGCUUUGUUCCAGCCAUGUGAUGGGGAAAUGAUUAUUGUCUUGCACUUUCACCUCAAGAAUGCCAUCAUGUUUGGGAAGAAGCGGCACACAGAUGUGCAGUUCUACACAGAAGUCGGGGAGAUCACCACAGACUUGGGGAAACAUCAGCAUAUGCAUGACCGAGAUGACCUCUAUGCUGAGCAGAUGGAAAGAGAAAUGAGGCACAAACUGAAAACAGCCUUUAAAAAUUUCAUUGAAAAAGUAGAGGCUCUAACAAAGGAGGAACUGGAAUUUGAAGUGCCUUUUAGGGACUUGGGAUUUAAUGGUGCUCCCUAUAGGAGUACCUGCCUCCUUCAGCCUACUAGUAGUGCGCUGGUAAAUGCUACAGAAUGGCCACCUUUUGUGGUGACGUUGGAUGAAGUGGAGCUGAUUCACUUUGAGCGAGUCCAGUUUCACCUGAAGAACUUUGACAUGGUGAUCGUCUACAAGGACUACAGCAAGAAAGUGACAAUGAUCAAUGCGAUUCCUGUUGCCUCUCUUGACCCCAUCAAGGAAUGGUUAAAUUCCUGUGACCUAAAAUACACAGAAGGCGUACAGUCCCUCAACUGGACUAAAAUUAUGAAGACCAUUGUUGAUGACCCUGAGGGCUUCUUUGAACAAGGUGGCUGGUCUUUCCUGGAACCUGAGGGUGAGGGGAGUGAUGCUGAGGAAGGGGAUUCCGAGUCUGAAAUCGAAGAUGAGACUUUUAAUCCUUCAGAGGAAGACUAUGAAGAAGAGGAGGAGGACAGUGAUGAAGAUUAUUCAUCAGAAGCUGAAGAAUCAGAUUAUUCCAAGGAAUCAUUGGGCAGUGAAGAAGAGAGUGGAAAGGAUUGGGACGAACUGGAGGAAGAAGCCCGAAAAGCCGACCGUGAAAGCCGCUAUGAGGAAGAAGAAGAACAGAGUCGAAGUAUGAGCCGGAAGAGGAAGGCAUCUGUGCACAGUUCAGGCCGAGGCUCUAACCGAGGUUCCAGACACAGCUCUGCGCCUCCCAAGAAAAAGAGGAAGUAAUUUCAGAACUUUGGCCCUCAGCUCCAUUCUUCCUACAGCCAAUCCCUGAAAAUUUUACAUGACAUAGAAACUGUAUUUUUCCUUUUUUUUUUUUUCUUUUGAAGUUUUGCCAUUUGUGUAUGGGUUUAGGGGGCCAUUUGUGUGGACCAAGCUACUCGGGGAAUUCCAGGCCCACCAGGACACGUGCCAAUGGCCCCAUCCAGAUGGCAAGGGAGGAGGUGUUCUUGAAGAUGGGCAGAGGCUUCCGCUGUUAAUAAAUACCGUUUCAUUCCUC
Molecule: messenger RNA, 3504 nt
Organism: Dama dama (fallow deer)
Lineage: Eukaryota; Metazoa; Chordata; Mammalia; Artiodactyla; Cervidae
Product: FACT complex subunit SPT16-like
Exons: 1
Coding region: 87-3230 (1047 amino acids)
Biological process (GO): transcription elongation by RNA polymerase II; positive regulation of transcription elongation by RNA polymerase II
Cellular component (GO): FACT complex
Molecular function (GO): nucleosome binding
Source: RefSeq, a predicted model, not a curated record